Molecule: messenger RNA, 999 nt
Organism: Fusarium odoratissimum NRRL 54006
Lineage: Eukaryota; Fungi; Ascomycota; Sordariomycetes; Hypocreales; Nectriaceae
Product: fructose-1,6-bisphosphatase
Exons: 1
Coding region: 1-999 (332 amino acids)
Biological process (GO): fructose 1,6-bisphosphate metabolic process; fructose 6-phosphate metabolic process; fructose metabolic process
Cellular component (GO): cytoplasm
Molecular function (GO): fructose 1,6-bisphosphate 1-phosphatase activity
Source: RefSeq, a predicted model, not a curated record
AUGUCUUCAACAAAAGCGCCCGAGCUCGAGCUCGCGCCGUUCCUCAAAUCAGCGCUACCCCAAGAAAACAGAGCUUCAUUGCGGGACUCGGUCAUUCCUCAGCUUUUAAGCGCUAUUGCAGAUAUUGGCAAAGGGCUAAGAGGAUCAUAUGAUGUUUCCAUCGUCGGCACAGAGAAUGCUUUUGGUGAUGAGCAGCUGAACGUUGAUGUUCUGGCCGAGAACAUUAUUCGUGACAGUAUUGCUAAGUCAUCAGCUAUCAAAACUGCCAGCAGUGAAGAGGACCCUGUCGAGAAGCCAGCUCGCGCAGGAGAGACAACGCAGGCUGAUAGCAGUGCUGAGCAAUACACUGUUGCUUUCGAUCCUCUUGAUGGAAGCUCUAUCAUCGGACCCAACUGGUCCGUGGGUACAAUUGUCGGCAUCUGGGACGGCGUGACUGCAGUUGGGCAACCUACAGAGAAACAAAUCGCCUCUGUUCUUGGAGUAUUCGGUCCACGAACCCUCGCCAUUGUUGCCCUUCGAGUCCCAGGAUCUAAGCCUGUAUGCUUCGAAGUCAGCCUCAACGACACCCAAAGGUUCGUCGUGGCGCGACCUGAGCUUCGACUCGCUGAGCCUCCCUUCAAAACACGCUACUUUGCACCCGCCAACCUCCGAGCCGCCGCCGAGAAUGAGAAGUACAUGAACCUUGUGACAAAGUUCAUCACUGACAAGUACACUCUACGGUACUCGGGGGGUCUCAUCCCUGAUAUCUAUCAUGCUUUAGUCAAGGGUCACGGCGUGUACAUCUCACCAGUAACUUCUGCUAGCAAGGCUAAGCUGCGAAGACUUUACGAGCUGCUUCCUGUAGCGCUCGUUGUCGAGUGCGCAGGUGGACAGGCCAUUGACCCUGAGACGGGUGCGAGAGUAUUUGAUACUAUAUUGAAGGGGUGUGAUGAUAGAGCUGGGUUGGUUUGUGGAACUUCGGAGGAGGUUGAGAAAGUGAAAAAGGCACUGUUGGGAUAG